This is a messenger RNA of Cadophora gregata, 2264 nucleotides long. RefSeq lists its product as uncharacterized. The coding region runs from base 137 to 1963 and encodes 608 amino acids. Gene Ontology annotation, molecular function: damaged DNA binding; DNA-directed DNA polymerase activity. NCBI's taxonomy places the organism in Eukaryota, Fungi, Ascomycota, Leotiomycetes, Helotiales, Ploettnerulaceae. The transcript is spliced from 4 exons. Gene Ontology annotation, biological process: translesion synthesis. The record is from RefSeq and is a predicted model, not a curated record.
CGGGAAUUCCAAUAUUGUCUUGUCCAAGACGCAGGUCAACAUUUGCAGUGCCUGGCUUUCGAAAACAAUUCUGUGCAGAUCUUUAAUAUGAAUACGCCAUCGCUUUGCGGAACAUUUGCCUUUCCCCUUACUUGAUAUGGCUGCUAAGCUGCUGAAGCGGAACGACAACAGAAUCAUCAUCCACUUUGACUAUGACUGCUUUUACGCUUCAGUAUUCGAAAACGAAAACCCCGCCUUGAAAUCUGUCCCUCUGGCAGUACAACAGAAACAGAUCAUUGUGACAUGUAACUACGAAGCCAGAAGACGCGGCCUGCGAAAGCUACAACUGAUCACAGACGCCAAAACCGUUUGCCCCGAUGUAGUAAUUGUUCUGGGUGAGGAACUUGGCAGAUUUCGCGAUGCUUCGAAGGCUCUAUACAAGUUUCUGGAGGCGUUCACAUGGUGUGGCAGAGUGGAAAGAUUGGGUUUUGACGAGGUGUUCAUGGACGUUUCCGACAUUUGCGACUUCAACCAAUCUCUCCUCAAUCACAAUGACCUGGCACACUCUUUCUUUCAGCUCAAAAAGGAUGACCCAACAAGUGGGUUUGCGUUUGAUGCCACAAAGAUUGCAGGUCAUGGUUAUCCUGCUACUUCAGAGGACUUGCAUGACCCAGCAUAUGACACCAAUGACAACCUCAUGGUACGACUGAUUCUAGGGUCGCAUUUGGCACAACACUUGAGAUGGCAAAUGGAGGACCAGAAGGGCUAUACAUCAACAGUGGGGAUUUCUACCAACAAGUUACUGUCGAAGCUUGUUGGCAAUCUAAAUAAGCCCAAGGGACAGACCACUCUCUUGCCUCCGUAUACUAUUCCCGUGGAUGCCGAAGAUGGUUCCUCCGAAAGUAACGUAACAAAAUUCAUUGAUGACUUUGACAUUGGGAAGAUCCCUGGUAUAGGGUUCAAGAUGGCUCAACAGGUUCGGAACCACUUCUUGUCACGGCCAGCCGACUUUGACAAAGGAUUGAUCUAUGGCGAAACCAAAGAAUCGGUCACAGUGCGAGAUGUCCGACUUCACGCUGGUAUGGGACCUGAAAUGCUAGAGAAGAUCCUUGGUGGCCCGGGAGCUCAGAGAGGUAUCGCAGGUAAAGUGUGGGGGCUGAUCAACGGUGUCGAUGAGACCGAGGUCCAAAAGGCAAAGAGCGUACCAACACAGAUAUCGAUCGAAGAUUCAUACAUACGCCUUGACACACUUCCGGAAGUGUCGAAGGAACUACGUACCCUGGCUACCAGUCUAGUAAAAAGGAUGCAUACAGACUUACUGGAAGAUGGAGGUGAUGCAGAAACUACUGCCAGACGAUGGAUAGCCCAUCCCAAAACCAUCCGUCUAUCCACACGGCCCCGACCGCCUAUGAACUCGGAUGGCACCAGGACCCGAACAUUCAAUCGCAUAUCUCGAUCCGGUCCUUUACCAACAUCAGUCUUCAGCCUCAAAGAUGGGGUCGAUGCCGUGGUCGAGAAGCUCGUUCAGGAGACUCUGAUCCCGAUGUUCCGCAAGCUUCACCCAUACCCAUCAGGUUGGAACCUAAGCUUAGUCAAUAUCGGCGUGACGAACAUGAUCGAAGCUGCGAGCGAGACUGGUAAAGGAGGUGGGCGCGACAUUUCACGAAUGUUCGAAAGGCAAGAAGAAGUGUUAAAAGAAUGGAAGGUCGAAGAUAAGGAUGUUCCACCAGACCCAAUUGCCACGAAGAAGCUCGAGUCAGCCGAUGAGCGUCAAACAGAUCCAAGUGCUGGAAAGGAAGUUUGGCCCGUCGUUGCUGGCUCGGAGGAUACGAUUCUACCUACGCAGAAUACGAUUGAUGAUAUGGGAGUUUGGGAAGAGGACGAGGAGGAUGACGAUAAUCGAGAGCAGUGUCAUACUUGUGGAGCUAUCAUGCCUAGUUUUGCUAUGGCCGCGCAUGAAAGAUUCCACGUGUUCGAAGGAUGAACGAUCAGAUGGAGCCGCUUUACGGUCAUAUAGCGACGUGAUUAGCCACUGUGAGACCUUUACAGCCACGCCAUUUGAGAUCUUCAAAUCAGAGGACAAGUUGGUGGGAAGAGGAGGUGUGGCCAGAGAAGAGAACUAAAUAUGUCAUGCCAUGAACAUACAUUACAUGAGAAUAAGUACCCAUAACUGCAUACCAUUUCCAUCGACUCACAAUCCAAAAGUAAGGAAUGUAGUAUUAAUGAAACGUAGAGUCUCAACCGGUACCAGUACUGCGUUGGUCACUGAAGUGAAAAUAAGCGAG